AGCGUUUGCGAUGACACGCGGAUGUCUAAAAGUAAGUUGCUUUACUCUCCUAAUGUCAUGAGGUUUACAAACAAUGUCAUCUUAGAAUUAUAGUUACGUAUGUUAGACUUUAUACAUACGCGAGUAUAUUUCUUAAACGUGCCUAGCGUCAAUUAAUGCGUGUUAAUGUAAAUGCGUAUAUAUUUUUAAGACACGAAAGAUUUUAGAAGCACCGCGCACAGCGGUUUGCGUCACGACGUAAAGAUUCGCGUUUCUUUGAAUCGGUUCAAAAGAGCCGAUUCGCGCAAAUGAGUCGCACUUCCCAUCGCUAAUAGGGGGGGGUUCUUGUUGUUUUUAAAACACACAAUUUGAGUUCACUUGAGAAAAUGCAGUACAAAAUAUGUUUUUAAAAGGAAAAACAAUGCUUCCGAUAUGCAUUUUAGACCUAAAAUGCGUAAAUAUGCGGCUUUUUCAAUACAUUAAAACAGGCCCGCUAAGCAGUCACCCUCCCCGUUUUGAAUAGACGAAGACAAAGGCUACCGGAAACCGGACUCCAUAGUUUUCGUCGAAUGGCUGAUUUGUAUUCACGCGAAAUCGUUUGUUUUCUCCGACCGGUUACGUUCAGUUUUUCAAAGUCUUUCCAGCGCGUUUUUUCAUGGAUCUACAUUUCUGCUUACUAAACAUGCGCCACGAUCUGGAAACAGUCGCUACGAAGACCUGGCGGUGCAAACGCAGCGACGCAAGCUGGUCACCCCGAGCGAGUGAAUCCCAGACCAAGUUUUAAAUGCAACAAAGCGCGUUGGCUUUUUUGUUUUCGCUGUCCGUUCACUUCCACUUCUCACGGCAUUUCUUUUUUUUUUUUUUUGUACAUGCGGUCCUCGCCGGCGGAAGACCAGCCCCGACUAGCAACUUUGCUAAGCUAACGAGCCGCUCUUAGAAAUGGAGAUCCACGUCUCGAGCCUCUUCCCCGAGAUCCUAGCGAUGAUCUUCAACUACCUGGACGUCAAAGGCAAAGGCAGAGUCGCGCAGGUGUGCACGGCGUGGAGAGACGCCUCGUAUCACAAGUCCGUGUGGAGGGGAGUGGAAGCCAAACUCCACCUGAGGAGAGCAAACCCGUCGCUGUUCCCCAGCCUCCAAACCAGAGGCAUCAAGACGGUCCAGAUCCUCAGCCUGAGGCGCAGCCUCAGCUACGUUAUCCAGGGCAUGCCCAACAUCGAGAGCCUUAACUUGAGCGGAUGCUACAACCUAACGGAUACCGGCCUGGGACACGCGUUCGUGCAGGACAUCCCGUCCCUGAGGAUACUCAACCUGAGCCUGUGUAAGCAGAUCACCGAUUCCAGUUUGGGCAGGAUCGCGCAGUACCUCAAGAACCUCGAACUGCUGGAUCUCGGCGGGUGCAGCAACAUCACCAGCACGGGCUUGCUGCUCAUCGCCUGGGGCCUCCGUAAUCUCAAAAGCCUGAAUUUGCGAAGCUGCAGGCACGUCUCGGACGUGGGCAUCGGGCACCUGGCCGGCAUGACGCGCAGCGCCGCGGAGGGCUGCUUGAGCCUGGAGCACCUCACUUUGCAGGACUGUCAGAAACUGACCGAUUUGUCGCUCAAGCACAUCUCCAAGGGCCUGAACAAGCUGAAAGUGCUAAACCUGAGCUUCUGCGGCGGCAUCUCCGACGCCGGCAUGAUUCACCUGUCGCACAUGACCCACCUGUGGACCCUGAACUUGCGCUCGUGCGACAACAUUAGCGACACGGGCAUCAUGCAUCUCUCCAUGGGCGCGCUGAGGCUGUACGGGCUGGACGUGUCGUUUUGCGACAAAGUGGGCGACCAGAGCCUGGCGUACAUCGCGCAGGGCCUGUACCAGCUCAAGUCCCUGUCGCUUUGCUCGUGCCACAUCAGCGACGACGGGAUCAACCGGAUGGUCCGGCAGAUGCACGAGCUCAAGACGCUGAACAUCGGCCAGUGCGUGCGCAUCACGGACAAGGGCCUCGAGCUCAUAGCGGACCACCUGACGCAGCUCACCGGGAUAGACCUGUACGGCUGCACCAAAAUCACCAAAAGGGGACUGGAGAGAAUCACGCAGCUGCCCUGCCUUAAGGUGUUGAACUUGGGACUUUGGCAAAUGACCGAGGACAAGGAUUUAGGAGACGCGUCUGAGGUCCUGCCCUGCUACACCUCGUAACUACCUCAGCGACGUCUCGGCUUUCUUUAGAGACGCGUAUCAUUCGACGAAGACGUCGCGUGCUUUGUUACUAAGCCUGUUAGGAAAAGAGGCUUGAUGUAGUUCAAAUUGAAUCAGCAAUAAAACACUGAACAGCCUUGCUAAUGCUAUAGUCUGACGGUUCCCUUGAAUGCCUUUGUGUUUUUCUGUACUUUGUUUUAGAGCUUCAUAUUGAGGUAAAAUGUCUUUUUAUUCUCAGUUCCACUGACAAAUGCUGUUUGUCACUGCCUUUAAGUAUUUAUCCUGAAAUACCAGCAUUAUACUGUAAAUUGAAGAGGAAAAAAAACUUUACCAUGUGAGUGGACGAGGAUGGAAAACUUGCUUUCGUUGGGUUUCUGUGAUUCCUCCUCGGUAAAAUGGAACAUAUGCAAUUUAAACUUUGUUUAGAAAAAAAAGGCCAGUUUGCUUGUUAAAGACCUACAAGAUGUCUGUUUAUUUUCCUAUGAUAAAUGAUUAAAGCUAAAAUUGUUUUUAA
Puntigrus tetrazona (Sumatra barb) is the source of this 2668-nucleotide messenger RNA. It is a transcript of the gene fbxl14a, whose product is annotated as F-box and leucine-rich repeat protein 14a. Gene Ontology annotation, biological process: SCF-dependent proteasomal ubiquitin-dependent protein catabolic process. The transcript has a single exon. Bases 919 to 2154 code for a protein of 411 amino acids. Gene Ontology annotation, cellular component: SCF ubiquitin ligase complex. The record is from RefSeq and is a predicted model, not a curated record. Lineage: Eukaryota; Metazoa; Chordata; Actinopteri; Cypriniformes; Cyprinidae. Gene Ontology annotation, molecular function: protein binding.